GGGCGAGAGAAAGGUCUGCAAAGGGUUAAGCCGCUGACUUGCUUGCUAGGCAAAGUUUGAGGAAGAGUAUGUCUGAGGCUGAGUACGCUGCAGCCCCGCGUUUGAAAUCUGUCACCCUCACUUAGGAGCUCUGCAUCUCUGGUUGUCACCGGUGAAUAAUGAUCACACGGCGAUAAGAUCGCUCCGUGGCGUUGCGCCGGAGCCGCCGGGGGAAAGAGAAGAAAGGAAAUUACGAGGCGUUUAACCGCUUUAGCAGGGUGUUCUUCAGUGUCAUCGGUGGGUGUCAGGGUCAAAUGACCGGCUGGACAGCAGCUUGGCAAGAAAAUUUCCUUCCUCCUUUCCUUGAGAGAAACCUUGGGUGAUGGUGACCAUUGGCAGCUAUGGAAAACAGAGACCUUGGUGGUGAUCCUUAAAAUAAUACCAUGCCGGAGCCCAGCUGUUCUGCCACUUUCUCCCCUUUCAACCUGCCGGACCCGGUGGGCUUUGGGUGACCUACCGAGGAGGACCCACCUCCGCAGGAGCAGGCAGGCCAGAUCUGGCAGAUAGCUGAUAUGAGGACUUUGCUGACUUCAGAAAGCUGAGUGUAACAAACACCAACAGACUUCAGUGAAAGGAAAUAUUAUCCCUCCAAGAAACUCAUACACAGACGACUUUUGGUAGCUUUAAAUUAACCUGUUGCUCACCUGCAAAGACACAGCUAUUGUUUCUUUCAGCACACAUGGAGGAAGGCAACAAACUUUGUAACCCUGGCUAAUAAGACUGUGGCUUUCUUAUCAAAAGUAGGAGGUAGGCCAAUUACAAGAGGAUUAUUUUAUACUUAGCCUCCAGGACUUUAACUCUGGCCUGAACACUGGACAUAAAUAGAAGCCAAUUUUAAUGACCUGAGAUUUUGCUACCUGUGCUUUAUUAUUGUUAUCGGUUCUUUAACACUUUGGUACUUUAUUUCUUUAAAUUAAAAAUGGGUUCGUGGAUGAGAAUGUGGCCCACAGAUUGGGCUGUUCUCAUGAAAUCAUGGCUUAUCUUCUCCCUGGGGCUCUACAUGCAGGUCUCCAAAACUUUGGCCUGCCCAAAAGUGUGCCGCUGUGACCGAAACUUUGUCUACUGUAAUGAGCGAAGCUUGACCUCAGUGCCUCUUGGGAUACCGGAGGGUGUAACCGUCCUCUACCUCCAUAAUAACCAAAUUAACAAUGCUGGAUUUCCUGCAGAGUUGCACAAUGUCCAGUCUGUGCACACAGUCUACCUGUAUGGUAACCAAUUGGAUGAAUUCCCCAUGAACCUGCCCAAGAAUGUCAGGGUUCUCCACCUGCAGGAAAACAACAUUCAGACCAUUUCUCGGGCUGCCCUUGCUCAGCUUUUGAAGCUGGAAGAGCUGCACCUGGAUGACAACUCCAUCUCCACUGUUGGUGUUGAGGAUGGGGCAUUCCGGGAAGCCAUCAGCCUCAAGCUUCUGUUCUUGUCCAAGAAUCACUUAAGCAGCGUACCAGUAGGCCUUCCAGUGGACUUACAAGAACUUCGAGUAGACGAAAACCGAAUUGCUGUCAUUUCAGACCUGGCCUUCCAGAAUCUUACAAGUCUGGAGCGUCUGAUUGUGGAUGGCAAUCUCCUUACUAAUAAAGGCAUAGCUGAAGGCACCUUCAGCCACCUCUCCAAGCUCAAGGAAUUCUCAAUAGUGCGGAAUUCACUGACCUACCCUCCUCCCGAUCUUCCAGGUACACAUCUGCUAAGGCUCUACUUGCAGGACAACCAGAUAACCCAUAUACCACUUACAGCCUUUUCAAACCUCCACAAGCUGGAACGUCUUGAUAUUUCCAACAAUCAACUUCGGAUGUUGGUAAAGGGGGUAUUUGAUAAUCUCCACAACCUGAGGCAACUCACUGUAAGGAAUAAUCCCUGGUUGUGUGACUGCAGUAUUAAGUGGGUCACUGAAUGGCUCAAAUUUAUUCCCGCUUCCAUCAAUGUACGGGGUUUUAUGUGCCAGGGACCAGAGCAGGUCCGAGGUAUGGCAGUCAGGGAGCUCAAUAUGAAUAUGUUGUCAUGCCCCACCACCACCCCUGGUCUGCCACUUAUCAUCACCCCAGUCCCAGCUACAGCCAUGCCAACUACAUUAGUUCCCACCUCAUCAGUUCCUCCCCCAAGUAGCAAAUAUAAUCCUCUCACUCCCACCAUAGCCACACUCCCCACUGUGCCUGACAGGGAGGACAGAGAAAGGGUGACACCUCCUAUAACCGAACGGAUUCAACUCUCCAUCCAUUUUGUGAAUGACACGUGCAUCCAAGUUAACUGGAUGUCUCUUUUUACUGUGAUGGCAUAUAAACUCACGUGGGUUAAAAUGGGCCAUAGCCUGGUAGGAGGAAUUGUUCAGGAACGAAUAGUUAGUGGUGAGAAGCAACACUUAAGCUUGGUAAAUCUGGAGCCCAAAUCCACCUAUCGGAUUUGCUUGAUUCCACUGGAUACUUACAACAAUUACCGAACUGGAGAAGACACUGUCUGUUCAGAAGCCACAACCAAGGCUUCCUUUUUGAGCAAUGGCAGCAACAUCCCCUCCAGCCAUGAGCAGACGACUUCUCAGAACCUGGGCUCCCCAUUUCUGUUGGCAGGGUUGAUUGGAGGUGCAGUGAUAUUUGUCCUUGUGGUCCUGCUCAGCAUUUUUUGCUGGCACAUGCACAAAAAAGGGCGUUACACCUCCCAGAAGUGGAAAUAUAACCGGGGCCGUCGGAAAGAUGACUACUGCGAGGCAGGGACCAAGAAGGACAACUCCAUCCUGGAGAUGACGGAAACCAGCUUCCAGAUUGUCUCCUUAAAUAAUGAUCAGCUCCUUAAAGGAGAUUUCAGACUGCAGCCCAUUUAUACCCCAAACGGGGGCAUUAACUACACAGACUGCCACAUCCCCAACAACAUGCGAUACUGCAACAGCAAUGUCUCAGACCUGGAGCACUGUCAUACGUGAUAGUGAGGGGAGAUGGGGACAUCUAAGACAAAGAGAAAAAACUCUGGAAAAAAUACCCCCCCGACAACAAUGAAAAAAUUACAUUUGAUAAAUGUUACACAGAUGCAUUUAUGCAUUUGAAUACUCUGUAAUUUAUACGGUGUACUAUAUAAUGGGAUUUAAAAAAAGUGCUAUCUUUUCUAUUUCAAGUUAAUUGCAAAUGGUUUUGUAACUCUUUGCUUUUUAAAUCUUUAAAAAAUAUUGCUAAGUACUGUACAGGGUUGUACAAUAAGAACCCAAUGUCAUGGCAAAGGAAAGAAUAACUCAUUCUUCAAACAUUAACCACUUUGCUGUCGAAGCUGUCUGAGGGAUGUUAAGUUUCUAGGUGUCCUGUAGUACCGGAAAAUAAGUGCAUAUUAAAACAGGGUCACUUAGGAACGGACAAAAGCAAUUCAGAUAAAAUGGGUACAACCCUUCUGACUUGAACCCGGCAGCAGUUGUUGAGCUUCAAACAAUUGGAAAUACUUCCAUUCCCCUUUGUCAGUUCUGCAUUUCCUACCUCCAACUGAAAGCUGGAGUUGUGAGUGCUACCAAAAAGGCUACUUUCUUGUUUGAUUAGUUUUCUCCCAAUAUACUUGGAAUAGGAAAGGUAGACAGAGCUCAGUGUCAAACUCAAAGUGACCUUGAUUCCUAUUUGCAAAAGCUACUCUGAAAAUGUCCCCCAGUACUGUAUACUUUUAUGAUAGAAACUGUUCCUGCUUUUCAUUAUGAUUAAGAAGCUUUAGGCAUUCUCUGACCCUUCUCAGUGGGUGAUGAAGGUUAUCAGUAUGUAACAGAUAUCUGUCAUGAAGUUGCACCUCUCUUUAAUAGAGCAGCAUUUGUUGACACAGCAUGUUCAGGUAAAGCCUGAAUGAGGGAAAUUCUGAGUGCUCCCAGCUCUGCAGUAUUCAUGUAGAAUUUGGAAUCUAAAAGUGUAAAUUCCUGAAAACAUGAUGCAAAAUAUGAUGCCAAUGGAAGGAUUGCUAUUGACUUCUAUGGUUCAAGCUCUAUUUGAUUUAGGGGUCUGAGUUAUGUUCAGUAUGGAGAAGUAGGAAAAAAAAGACAAAUGGAGAAAACAAAUAAGAAAGAUAUUUUAAAAAUUUAUUUAUUAUUGGAAAGGCCUUCAGGCCUAUUAUGAACUGAAAUAUGUUCAGCAGGGAAAAUCGUGUAUAAAUGCUGGUAGUUUCCCCCCCCCGCCCCAUUCAAGUAUACAGAGACAGACAUUAACUAAGCGUUUGAUUAACUGAGGAAUUUUGAGAACACAAGUACACACUGUCCUUCUGAAUUACUCUUCUUUUAUCUUAAGCUUUUGGAAGUUUUCCACAAUGAUCUGUGCUUUAUAAGCAGUAGGUGGGCUUAGAAUUUGCUUUUUUAUUCCCUCAAAUUCUUUAGCUGGAAUACCUUCUGAGUCCUUGAGCUUUACAGGCACUAUGUGAAACAUCAUGGUUGUAUUAAAACCAUGAUGCUGGUCUCAAAAUUAUACAAUGUUCCAGCCACUCCAUUGACUCUGUGACUGCCAAGAGCUCUGGAUUUCUUGCCAGUUCAGUGUUGGAAUCUAAUUGUUCCUUUCUUUCCGUUUGUUUGUUUUUUAAUGCGGCUCACUUUCUCCUGAGCUUGAGGACAAGCAAAAGUUCACAACAAAGAGAAAAAAAAGAGAGAGACAAAACUUUCCUGAGGGAGUAGGGAACCAAAGAGAAAACUUUUUACAAUGACCCACUAGGGACAAGGAGAAGUUGUUAGAAGUGGAUUGGAAGUAAAGGCUGAAGCACUUUCACUGUGGAAUGCUUAGACUUUUCACUUUCUGAGGCUGCUUAUGUUGGGAGAGAGGGUUUUAAUCCUUUCCUUUGCUUAUUUCACUCAACUCAUUCUUGAAACCCAGCAGUCUAUGAGUGUGCAGUUUCUGAAAUGCAAAUCACAUGAUAACACUCAUUUUCUGCAAUGCAAAAUUAAUCCAGUUAUGAUUGAUGGCAAAGUACAAUCAUUGUAUAAGGAACCGCAUCCUCCCCCCAACAUCUUUUAUAAUCACAUUUUGAAAUUCCACUCUAUAUUCUGUAUAUUUGCUAUUUUCUCCAGCUAUAACAGGUAUUUUAGGCAACCUGUGUGGCUACUGUAAUAGUAAAGUCACUGAAAUUUUGCUGAAUAAAAGGCUGCCGUAUGAUUUCAGAUGGUGUAAUACUAGGUAGAAACGUCUAUGCAAAGUGGUUUUUUCUGUGAUCUAUUUACUGAAGAUUAUGAUGAGAAGGUUGAUACUUUUGUUUUGUUUGUUUAAUAUGUUUUAGGUGCCAAAGCCCACAAGACAAGCAGCAAAUAGUUGUGCUUCUGCACGCUUCCAUUGCAUGCUGGAGUUUGUUUGAAAUUAAGUAGAGCCAGAGAUUCCCAUUGGGUGUGGAUGUAGUAUUUAAUUUCACUGAAAUAACUAGCUGUACGUUUGAUUUCAAAUGGCAUCCUUUGAAAGUACGCACUUACUAGAAUUUCGUACUUUAAUGACUGAUGCUGGAGGUAUCUUUGUCCUCCUUGAUGAACAUCUUCUGUUCUAGGCCUCAGGAUACCAUAGUUUCAAGAUGAGCUAGGCGCCUUAUUUGUAGCAAAUGACUUAUUCAGGGAGUUCAGCCGUACUGCAGGUGAAUGAUCCACAAGCCCAAACUGAUGACAACAAAUGUGGUUACUGUCCUAAUAGGGUGAAAACACAAGGCAUUCACAAACUGUUUGUUUUGAUCUCGGAUGAUGAAAUGUAUAUAUAUCUAUCUGUGAACUAUUACUCACUUACCUAGAUCAAAAAUCAAAAUGAUAUUAAAGAUAGCAUAGUUUAUGCUUAUUUUCAAUAUGAAGAAGAAUAUAUAUAUUGGUAUGGGAUACUGACAAAGUUUCUUUUCUAUAAAUACUCUUCUGAAAAAAAGUAGCAAGCCAGUUACACCAAAAUUUGUGGAUAAAGCUGGGAGUAUUAUCUAAAAAAAUUCACAGUUGUAGUCAACUGAAAGGUCAUAUGUUUCAUUUGAAGAAAGUUUCUCCCAAUUCUAUUUGCUGUCCAGCUGCAAAAGAGUUAAUGUAUUUCAACCUACAACAGAGUUUGGGACUUUUCAAAGUGCCAGUCACACAAACAGCUGAGACUUCAUUUCAAGUCACAUCUAGAUAAGUACAUAACGGGCAAUUUUCACUAGGUAAAGUAUUUGGAAAAAGUCAGGAGUUAAAAAUGGACAAUGGUCUUUUGACGAUGUAAAGUUUAAGAUUAGUAGCUUUUUCCCUGGGCUUCGUAAAAAUGGGGUCAUCUUCACUUAGUGCAAAUAUCAAACCACAGAUACUAACUAAAGGCUAUAGAGCAGACAUCCUAAAUGUGUGCAUAUACAACUCAUACAAAAAGUUGACUUCCAGGUCCUGAUUUGAACACCUUCAUCGGACCUGGGGACAAAUGACUUGUUGACAGACAAAAUCUCACCCAUCUUCCAUUGUAUACUGCUAAUAGCUGACAUAAAUUUACAGAAAAGAUUAGUGAGAGGAAUAAAAUAAGUCUUUAAGUGAAAUUAUGUUAAAGCAGUAUCACAACACUGCUGUGACCAGUGCUUGCGUUCUUUCUGAAGACUUAUUUACAAACUGGUCCUCAUUUUCACAGAUUCUGUCACUAUAACAAGUGUUCCUUGCAUGUAGCUUGCCAGCAGAAACAAACACCCAAUGAAUGCAUGGACUUUGUGUUAACACGUUCUUAUUGGAGACAUUAUUAUUGAAUUUAUUCAUAUGAAUAUUUAGGGAUUGGGUUACUUUGGACUGAAAAGAUAUUAGCAGUUUUCCCGGUAAGCCAGUAAAGGACUACAAUGAAUGUCAUGUAAAACAGAAAAAUUAAGUAGCAUAUGCUAUUUGUUACUAGAGUAGUUCAACUAUAUUUUUCUCUCAAUUAUUUUCUCUUUUCAUGAGAGAAAAUUUCUCCCUCUGAGAAAUGUAUCGAUUUUAAUUUUGCAAGCAAAAGAAAUUUAUGCAUAUUGUAUUGUUGUUAUGGUUUUAAGGUCUACAUAAGGCACUUUAUUAAUGACAUUGAAGUGAAAGUUCAGUCUCAGCUUUUGACAGUGAAGUGGUUAAUUCCCAUUGAAUUCUCCAUUUAUAGUACUUCUUCACCUUAAAUUUAACAUGAAGAUAUUAAAGUUUUUUCUUUAGAACAUGAGAAUAAUGGUUUUACUCAUGACUUAUCUUUCCAGCUCAGUGGAAAAACAAAACAGAAAUGAGUGCCAAAACCAAAAGUUCCUGGCUCUGAGCCUCAUCAGAUCCUGCCUGAUGCUCUCUUCUAAACACAGAGAUAAUCCUAGGAAGCUGAUGAUCACUCCUUCCCUGAACUCUAGUGAACAGGGCACUUUGUAUCCCAGAUGAUACUACAGGCAAUAUUGAAGCAUUUGGCAUUAAACUUUUGUACAGCAGAGAAUGUCUUGCUCUUUAAAAGGACGCUGGCUAGUAGUCCAUCUGGAAAACUAGUACAAAAGAGAUUUGGCAAGCUUUUGUUAUGCUGGGGCUCUGCGGAAAUGUGCCUCAUGAGAGCUGAAUUCUGAUCUUCUCAGAAACAGAUAAGCUACUAAACAAAUUGUUAUCUCUUGAUCCUAAAUAUCUGAAGAUGAUCUUUCAUAAAAUUGAUUUUAACUGA
Molecule: messenger RNA, 7586 nt
Organism: Harpia harpyja (harpy eagle)
Lineage: Eukaryota; Metazoa; Chordata; Aves; Accipitriformes; Accipitridae
Gene: FLRT2
Product: fibronectin leucine rich transmembrane protein 2
Exons: 2
Coding region: 959-2947 (662 amino acids)
Molecular function (GO): protein binding
Source: RefSeq, a predicted model, not a curated record